Molecule: messenger RNA, 1308 nt
Organism: Rosa chinensis
Lineage: Eukaryota; Viridiplantae; Streptophyta; Magnoliopsida; Rosales; Rosaceae
Exons: 5
Coding region: 1-1308 (435 amino acids)
Molecular function (GO): protein dimerization activity
Source: RefSeq, a predicted model, not a curated record
AUGAGUAUUGAGGUUGAGAGAGUUGUUUUGGGAAAUGCUCCCGGAAAUGCCAAGUACAUUAGUCCAUCAAUUCAAAAGCAACUUCUAAAUAUUCUUGGUAAUAAAGUGAGGAACAAGAUACGUGAAGAAGUUGGAGAUUCCAAAUAUUGUAUUCUUGUUGAUGAAGCAGUAGAUAUAUCUAGUAAGGAACAAAUGGCCAUUAUUUUGAGGUUUGUUGAUUGUCAAGAUGAGAUUUCUAAAGUACUUACUAUGUACAAUCUUCAAGUGAGAAAUAUGCGUGGUCAAGGAUAUGAUGGUGCUAGCAAUAUGAGAGCUAAAAGGGUGCCGGAGAUUUGGCAAUUUUUUUCAACUUUAAGUUUAAUUGUGAAUUUUGUUGAUUCUUCUGCUAAGCGUCAUUCUGCAUUAAAAGCUGUGAGAGAGGAAGAAAUUGCAGAUUUGGUAGCUUGUGGCCAACUUCAAACAGGAGAAGCUGUGGCUGUUCUUAAAGCUAUGAGGUCUUUUGAUUUUGUGUUCUGCUUGCUUCUAAUGCACAAAUUGAUGAAAAUUACUGAAGUUCUUUGUCAGACAUUGCAACGAAAAUCUCUUGACUUCGUACAUGUUAUGAAGUUUGUUGGACGUACAAAAUCAUUUCUUCAAGAGAUGAGAGAAGAAGGCUGGGAUGACUUGGUAAGAAAUGUUGAAACUUUUUGUGAAAAACAUGAUAUUGAUAUGCAUGAUAUGAAUGCUCGUUAUAAGGAUGGUACAGAUCGUCGUUGCCAACAAAGAGAUUUCAUUACAGUUGAGCAUCAUUACCAUAUAGAUGUCUUCAAUGCUUUAGUUGAUUUUCAGUUGAGUGAGUUGAAUAGAAGAUUCUUAGACCAAACAUCUGAACUUCUUAUACUUAGUUCAACCUUGGAUCCUCGUGAUAACUUCAGUAAUUUUAAAACUGAAGGUGCAUGCAAUCUUGCAAAGAAGUAUUAUCCUGAAGAUUUUGUUGAUAGUGAAAUGUUUGCUCUAGAAUUAGAGUGUGCAUAUUAUGAGAAGGAUAUGCGUAGUGAUCCAAAGUUCCAGAAUUUGGAAUCCAUUUCUGAUUUGUGCAGAAUAUUGAUUUGUCUAGUUUUGACUAUUCCUGUUUCUACGGCGACCACUGAAAGGGCAUUUUCAGCUAUGAACAUCAUUAAGAAUAAACUUAGAAACAAGAUGGAGGAUGAGUUUCUUGGUGAUUGUAUGGUCCUUCACAUUGAGAAGGAAUAUGCUGAAUCUAUUGACAAUGAAUCGGUGAUCAAAGAGUUUGAAGCUUGUGGAACUCGUACAGUUAGAUUUAGUUAG